This is a messenger RNA of Caenorhabditis elegans, 1829 nucleotides long. It is a transcript of the gene mig-1, whose product is annotated as Frizzled-4. Gene Ontology annotation, cellular component: membrane. Gene Ontology annotation, molecular function: transmembrane signaling receptor activity. The record is from RefSeq and is marked reviewed. Gene Ontology annotation, biological process: cell surface receptor signaling pathway. Lineage: Eukaryota; Metazoa; Nematoda; Chromadorea; Rhabditida; Rhabditidae.
GACAGGCCGUGGUGGUGCUGCCACUGGUGUGCCCCCCCCCCCCCCCCCGCCUAUCCUCCGUCUUUCUUCUCAUUGUUUCUUUUACUCUCAAUAUUUUCCCCCACCCAGGCUGUGAGCCCCCAAUUCCAUUAUCAUUAAUGGGACCAUUUCGUGGUUACCUCGGAGUAACCUGGCUCCUGUUGCUCUUUGUGAUUGGUGUGGACGGGCAGAGGUGUCAAAAGGUGGAUCAUGAGAUGUGCAACGAUUUGCCGUAUAACUUAACGAGCUUCCCAAAUCUCGUCGACGAGGAAUCAUGGAAAGACGCCUCCGAAUCCAUCCUCACCUACAAGCCCCUGCUCUCCGUUGUCUGCUCCGAGCAGCUCAAAUUCUUCCUGUGCUCCGUCUACUUCCCGAUGUGCAACGAGAAACUAGCCAACCCAAUUGGUCCAUGCCGUCCAUUGUGUCUUUCCGUCCAGGAAAAGUGUCUUCCAGUGCUGGAAAGUUUCGGUUUCAAGUGGCCCGAUGUGAUUCGUUGUGAUAAGUUCCCGUUGGAGAACAAUCGAGAGAAAAUGUGCAUGAAAGGGCCAAAUGAGCAAGGAGCAAUUCAAGAUGAGAGGGCAAAGUUUGCAGCGAAAGAAAGUGAGGACGACGGUAAUGAUCGAGUAGAAGAUAUUCAACGGGAGGUCGACCGCCUCAACGGAAAAUGCCCACAGGAUGAGGUGUUCCUGAAUCGAUCCUCAAAGUGUGUGCCUUUGUGCUCGAACCCACAGAAGGUUGGGCAGACUGACCGUGAAUCCGCCACCCGACUCUUGUUGUUUCUCUCGCUGAGCUCUGUAAUACUAACAAUUCUAUCAGUCUUCAUAGUCGGCUUAUCGAUCUACUUUAGACGUCUCGAGAUGCUCCACUCACUUACGGAAACUGCCAUGUUCUUCUCGUGCAUCUCGUUUUGUGCGACAUCGGUUAUUUAUAUUGUGAGCAUUUCGUUUAAAGAUCAGUUCCAAAUCUCGUGCACCGACUACACCCAUCACCUGCUCUUCGUCGUCGGAGGGCUUUCCCAUGUUCCAUGUUCUUCAGUGGCCUCACUGAUUUACUACACGGCAACUUGCUCACGUCUCUGGUGGCUCUUGAUCUGUGUGUCGUGGAAUAAGGCGACAAGGACAUCGCAUAUAUUGGACGACUCCAGAACCCGCGUGAUCAUGCUCAUCCUGGGAAUCCCGCUGGCUCCACUAAUGCUCGCGCUACUCGCAAAAGCCGUCGCCGCCAAUCCCCUCACCGGACUCUGCUUCAUCGGAGCAGCAAGCCCGGGCACCGACUGGAUCUUCAACUUCUGCCGGGAGCUCAUUCUAUUCCUCAUCAGCUCCAUUGCUCUUUCGUCUGCUUGCUGCCGGCUUCUGGGCUCUGAUGAGCAGGAUGUCAAUGGGUUUGCCGGAGUCAUUGCGGCAGUCUAUCCGAUUGCUGGACUAUUCUACAUGCUUUCAUUUGUGAACGAUGCCACCCAACCGUUUCUCUCACUUGACAGAAGUUUCAAUGCGGUCUCGGCGACCAAGUUCUCGUUUGAUCUACUUUUGAGCUUCAUCAUGUGCGCGUUUUGUCUUAUUUACUUGCUGUUCAAGCUGACUAGAUCCUCAUCAAAAGUUAGCAAAGAAGGAUAUCAACCGGCGGUGCCGAAACUCCCGCAACCGGCAAUUCCCGGCAGUGUACGAUCGAACACCUACGCGUCGACGUUUCGAACUAAUAAUAUGAUUUGAAGGAUUUUCAAUAAUUUUUUGUGAAAAACAACGGGUUUAUAUAGAUAGAAAACAAAAAGGUGGUCUCAAUUUUUUUUCCGUGAAAAUAAAUUUUUAUUGAUU